Messenger RNA from Kuraishia capsulata CBS 1993, 2439 nucleotides. RefSeq lists its product as uncharacterized. The record is from RefSeq and is a predicted model, not a curated record. Bases 1 to 2439 code for a protein of 812 amino acids. NCBI's taxonomy places the organism in Eukaryota, Fungi, Ascomycota, Pichiomycetes, Pichiales, Pichiaceae. The transcript has a single exon.
AUGUUUCACACUCCGCCCACAAACCCAAAUCACGAGGUCUGGUCUUCAGAGACGGCUUUGAAGAACUCGUAUUUUUCUUCAUACGAACCGGAAGCGGAAGCUACUGAAAUUCACCAAAUAUCAACGGUGGCACCCCAGCUGGCUAAGCCGGCAGAACCCGUUGUUCCGGGUGCUAAAGAUGAUUCUAACACAAUGGCCAAAGAUGCCAUAUUGCCAACAGAGGAGCCUGCUACUAUUGCUGGAGAAAAUACGAUUCAAGAAGCACCAAAAUUGGAUGACACCUUGCCGCCUCAGCUACAACGUGAAUUGGAUAACUUUGCCAAGUUCCUAAAGGAACCCAGAUUCACCAAGCCCUUGUCAAUGUACGACAUAGCAAACCUUUUUCAAAAAUUCUAUCUUGAUUUCAACGAAAAAAGUGUCAGAUUUGUGAAGGGAGGUCUUCCUGAAUUGAAGCUCACGAAGAGACGAAGCAGAGUGUCAUCCAUACCUCUGUUGGAUCCAAAUGAGAUUGCAAUGAAAAAGUCCCAGGAAAAGCUCAACAGUGUUAAGAUUCAUCAUUACAACUUAUUGAUAGAAAAACUGGCUUGCAAAAGAUUCUACGACUCGAUUUUGGUACCCAAAUCUGGAUUGCCCACUGAUUUGGCUGAGCUACAGAUCAACGAGAUGUUGAAUAAGAAGUUGGGUAUCUUGUUCAAAAUGAACGUGUCUUUGAAAAGCUUGGAUAUAGAGUUGCCGGUUGAGGAGGAAUUUUUUAUUUGCAAGCUGGACGAGGCUGUGAUUCCCCAAUUCGUCACUAUGGCCGUGGAAACCUCACCCAUUUGCAAGUUGAGAUGCCUCUACAGGGUCCACGAGGAGAUCAGCGAGGUUGUGAAGGCGAUUCAAGCAGAUUCUGAAGCUUCUUCUUCCGCAUCUUCGUCUUCGUCGAAACAAUUGCACAUGAACACAGACCUGUACCUUCCCGUGCUGAUCUUCUGUAUCAUGAACCUUCGAGAGUUGCACAAAAUUGAUAUAUAUCAACAGUUACAGUUCAUCAAACGAUUCAAGAAUGAGGUAUUUUUCGAGACUGGUCUUCUGGAUGAACACGAUGAUGGCAGCAGCAAUGAGAGAGGCGAGCUUCUGUAUGUGUUGACCAACUUGGAGGCCAGUAUCAUGUACUUGGGAAGUUGCACAGCCGAAAAUUUAUCCCUGGAAGUCACAUCUGAUAUUCUGGAUGAAUUGGACCCAGAAGCAGUUUUGCUUGACGAUGACCAGAGAAUACAGAGACACGCUGAGAUUCUGGAACUUUUGGCCAAACCAAUCUCGUUUGAGGCUGCCUCUGUAAGCCCAACCCCCACAUCACAGCACACCAGAUCAAGGCGCCCUUCUAAACAGUCGAGCAAUAGUGGAUCGAGAAAGAGCUCAUUCAGCAACGUUAGCGAGGAGAAUGCUACAACCGUGCCAGCCAAUUCCUCCAGGUUUUCUCUUCUCAACGGACCUGCUGACUUCUCUCUCUACAAUGCUGACCAGGGUCUGCGUACUAUCAGCACAGCGGUUGACUCCAGUUUCCGCAGUAUCUUGGGCAGAUUUUCGUCUACAGAAUUGCCCUCGUGGACUGCUGUCAGUGCUCACCAUGACCCGAACGAGAUCAGCGAGGAAACCAAGUCCCAGAUCGAAGAGAGCUUGCAGUCAAUGCAUGUAUCGUCCAUCGGCGAGAACAAUGCAAAGCAAGAGCAAACUCAUGAUCAGAAAAUCACGCCUACUUCGUCCAUUUCUACCACUUCGACAGUCAACAGUGGUGGGAACCACUCGCUUAACUCCACCGGAAGCAACACAGUGAGACCCCCACCAAUCGCGAUACUUCCUGAGAAAUCAGAACCUACCACUUUUUCCACCAUCCCGCUUUCUCCUGCCAAUGGCGAUCGUUUCACGGCCUUCAACAAGAUCACCAGCAGUGUGAAUGGGGUGAUGAAGAACUUCAGACCUUUGAGCGCUUCCUCAUCCUCAACUUCUCUCAGCAACAAUCUAGAAACAUCAGCACCGCUCUUCGAAACUGUUUCACCAAACAGACAGGGCAAUUCCAGAUCUAGAAGCAGAACUGCUAGUUUUAUGUCUAGCUCUAUCUUCGGUGGUGGUCAGCCUGCUUCCAACAGCAGUGCACCCACUUUGAAUUCCGUACACAGAAGCAGUUUAUUUGGAACCAUAGAGAAUGCUAUAGAGAAAACCACCAAGACAAGAUCCCGUGGGAACAGUAUGUUGAGCGACCCAGGCCGCGAGAUACGAGCCUCCGACGCGGAUACGGCCUCUGUUUCCACCGGUGAUCUUUCCUCGGCAAUAGUGAAGCUGGAGCCGGAUCUGAAACAGCUGAACAGGUUUGAGAACAAAGAGUUCACAGAGUUGUCUGUUUCGGAGCUGAACGAGAUGUUCAACAAUUACAAGCUGAUCAUGGACCGUCUUCAAUAG